CGGUCGCGACACGAUGCAGUGGUGGGGGCGUCUUGCGGCUGGUUGGCGCGGUGGCUUCGGAAAUUUUGAGGUUAUAACGAGCGGCUGGCGUGGAUCGGGUUUCCGGUCGACUUGCCACUUUAUAAGGACGACGUAACAUCGGCACGGCAGACGCGUCUCGUCGUCAGUCGGAAGCAGGCGCGUCACGGUUUAUGUGAAUUCGGCGUUCCCACGCACGCACGCACGCACGCACGUACGUACGGCAGAGUGGACUCGAUGUCGGUAACAUGUCGGUUGCGAACAACAUUGGGACGACGCGGGUGUACAGAUUGGCCUGUCCGGCCGUUUGACGAAUAUUUAUGAAUACACGGGAUGGUCUGAGACAACGGUGUCCAACGGUACAACAUGGUGAAAGAGAAAGCGAAUUCGACCCGCAUCUAUGAUUCGGAGGGUUACAGGCGCAGAGCUGCUUGCAUCUGCGUGAAGAACGAUCUCGAGGACGAGGUACUAUUAGUUACAUCCAGUCGGAAACCUGACAGUUGGAUAGUACCUGGUGGUGGUGUCGAACCGGAGGAGGAACCAGCGGUCACGGCUCUUCGUGAGGUCCGAGAGGAGGCUGGCGUUUUAGGACAAUUAGGCCGUUGCCUUGGCACUUUUGAGGUUAUAACUCGUGAUAAUGUGGAACACAAACACAGAACGCAAGUGUGGGUUAUGCGAGUGACCGAAGAACUGCCGGAGUGGGAAGACUCACGCGCUAUCGGUCGGAAGCGAAAGUGGUUUACCAUACAAGAAGCCCUGCUCCAACUCGGUCAACACAAGCCCGUCCAGCGCUCUUACCUGCAUAGCCUCCACAAUACUAAUCCUCGACAUAACCUUACCACUUCACCACUGUCCCAUCAUUCGCACUCUACGAUGGCAUCUAUCGAAUUAGUGAAUAAUUCUAGUAACAAUCCCCAUUCGGAUAAACACAGCUAAUAUCAUCGUGAGUCAUCCAUAUUUCUAUCAAAAACAUGGUCGCCAUGAAUUCUUGGAGCAAUUUGCUGUUACUCCUCCUUUCUCCCCCUAAGGGAAUUAUGAUAAUACCACCACGAUUUUAUACAUAAAUUAAUAUUACUUAUGCUUAUCUUUAUUAUCUAAUAUUAUUAUCACACGAUUAUAUGUUAGUUAUUAUUAUAAUUAUUAUUUAAUUAUGUUUAUUCAUAUAGAUUAUUGAUAAAGCAGUCCAUAAAGGAGAUAUCUUUUGUAAUUGUAGCCUUUCAUUUCUAAUACGACUUAAUGAAACGCAAGAUACAAGAGAUGAAGUAAAUUGUUUAAUUUUAUUUAAUAUUUGUGUUUAAUAUACGUAGAGUGUCGUAUCUUUUUUUCACAACGCAUGUCCUACUUGGUUGUGACAAUUAUCACCAUAAUUUUUUCUACAUUUUUUAGGAAGAAGGAAAAAGUUAUGUAUUAGUUAGCAGCAGACUGCAUAUAUCUUAUAGAUUAAAUUCUUGAAUACAUUUUGUGACAAAUGAUUCCUAUGAAUUAUAUAUAAAAAAUACCCACGAAAAAUAUUGCUUUAUACUAUCUGUAUCCGAUACAAACUAAAGGUUUGCAACUUGAAUUUUUUUUGCAUACAAAGGACAAACACCAUUAUAAAAUAUAAUGUAACAUAUUAUAUAUAUGUAUAACACAUUUGUUAUAGAUAUAUUUAUUGAUAUUUCA
This is a messenger RNA of Odontomachus brunneus, 1680 nucleotides long. RefSeq names its product diphosphoinositol polyphosphate phosphohydrolase 1 (gene Aps). The transcript has 3 exons. Lineage: Eukaryota; Metazoa; Arthropoda; Insecta; Hymenoptera; Formicidae. Gene Ontology annotation, cellular component: nucleus; cytoplasm. Gene Ontology annotation, biological process: diadenosine pentaphosphate catabolic process; adenosine 5'-(hexahydrogen pentaphosphate) catabolic process; diadenosine hexaphosphate catabolic process. Bases 385 to 954 code for a protein of 189 amino acids. Gene Ontology annotation, molecular function: endopolyphosphatase activity; diphosphoinositol-polyphosphate diphosphatase activity; bis(5'-adenosyl)-pentaphosphatase activity. The record is from RefSeq and is a predicted model, not a curated record.